AUGAACAAUAAAAUGAAUAUACUUCAGUCAUUUGCAAUUGUAUUUGUAAUGUUUUUGAUUAUUUUUUUUGUUUUCGCAAAAUACAUACCAUUAUAUCGAUUAUACCACGAGCACUGUGAUAGUUUUAGUAACAAUACAUCAUCAAACGGAAAUGCUGAAAACAACACUGAUUCGUCUCCGCCUAUAAAAUCGCCGAUAUCGUUUCUCAUUGUGAAUUUUGUCUACGUUUACGCCAUUAUAAUAAUAAUUAUUUGUUUUUAUGGCUUAUACGGAUGGGCCUCGACGAACGUAAUAGUUUCGAUUGGAAAAUUUUCAAAACGACCCCGUGUUAUCGAGAACGACGAAAACAGCACUAGUGACAUCGUUUUGAUUUCACAAAUCGCAGACGACGACAAAUUGAUUCCCGAGACUAUUCCGUUGCAAAUUUUACCGGAGAUGUCAGAAAUCACUAACAAUUACCAUUGCACUUGGGUAGGCGAUUGGAACGAAUAUUGA
Molecule: messenger RNA, 495 nt
Organism: Myzus persicae (green peach aphid)
Lineage: Eukaryota; Metazoa; Arthropoda; Insecta; Hemiptera; Aphididae
Exons: 2
Coding region: 1-495 (164 amino acids)
Source: RefSeq, a predicted model, not a curated record